Molecule: messenger RNA, 7296 nt
Organism: Ahaetulla prasina
Lineage: Eukaryota; Metazoa; Chordata; Lepidosauria; Squamata; Colubridae
Gene: KIF5C
Product: kinesin family member 5C
Exons: 26
Coding region: 521-3382 (953 amino acids)
Biological process (GO): microtubule-based movement
Molecular function (GO): microtubule motor activity; ATP binding; microtubule binding
Source: RefSeq, a predicted model, not a curated record
AAGAGCAGGAGCGCCGGCCACGCUACCGCGGCGCUGGGGAGAGGCGUGAGAGGGAAGGGGGUGUAGAUAAAUAAAACCUGGCUUCGUUUAGCAACCUCCUUCCCUCCCCCCAUCUCCCGCAAAGCUUCGAAGCAACGGCAGGUCUCUGGGCGAGGCAGCCGAAGCGCCGGGGCCGCGGCCUCUCCCCAUUCUUUUCGCCCCGGUCCGGAGCCUGGAGGUCGUGAAGAGCCGGGGAUGCCUCGGCGCCGUCGCCGCUGCUGCUUUCUUCUCUGACCGGGCUUCGGCUCUCUUCUUUCGGCCCAUGCCAUCCCCGCCGCUAAAAUAACCAGCCGCCCCCCUCCUCUUCCUCCUCCUCCUCCUCCUCCUUCUAAAGGUGUAUAUAUGUUUGUUAUUUUUAUUUUUUAACCCUCCUGGAGGUGGGAAGCAAGGAAGCCGCCGCCGCCUCCUCGCCUCGCCUCAAACCAGCCGCGCGCACCCUUCGGUCCGCCGACCGCCGAAUCCGCCUCCGCUGUCCGUCGAGAUGGCGGACCCCGCCGAAUGCAGCAUCAAAGUGAUGUGCCGGUUCCGUCCCCUCAACGAGGCGGAGAUCCUGCGCGGGGACAAAUUCAUCCCGAAAUUUAAAGGCGAGGACACGGUCGUCGUCGGGCAAGGGAAACCCUAUGUUUUUGAUAGAGUAUUGCCUCCCAAUACAUCCCAGGAACAAGUUUAUAAUGCCUGUGCCAAACAAAUCGUUAAAGAUGUUCUUGAAGGCUACAAUGGAACUAUUUUUGCAUAUGGUCAAACGUCUUCAGGAAAAACACAUACUAUGGAGGGGAAACUGCAUGACCCACAGCUGAUGGGAAUAAUUCCAAGAAUCGCACAUGACAUAUUUGAUCACAUUUAUUCGAUGGAUGAAAAUCUAGAAUUCCAUAUAAAGGUUUCCUAUUUUGAGAUUUACUUGGACAAAAUAAGGGACUUACUGGAUGUUUCAAAAACGAAUCUUGCAGUACAUGAAGACAAGAACAGAGUACCAUAUGUCAAGGGCUGCACAGAGAGAUUUGUAUCUAGUCCUGAAGAAGUUAUGGAUGUCAUUGAUGAAGGGAAAACAAACCGUCAUGUAGCUGUUACCAACAUGAAUGAACACAGCUCUAGAAGUCACAGUAUCUUCCUAAUUAAUAUCAAACAAGAGAAUGUGGAAACUGAAAAAAAACUCAGUGGGAAACUCUAUCUGGUAGAUCUUGCUGGGAGUGAAAAGGUCAGCAAAACUGGAGCUGAGGGAUCUGUUCUAGAUGAAGCUAAAAAUAUUAACAAGUCUUUGUCUGCACUGGGUAAUGUGAUUUCGGCAUUGGCAGAAGGAACUAAAACUCAUGUCCCGUAUCGAGAUAGCAAAAUGACCCGAAUUCUCCAAGACUCCUUAGGUGGUAACUGUAGAACCACCAUUGUCAUAUGUUGUUCCCCAUCCAUUUUCAAUGAAGCAGAAAGCAAGUCUACUCUAAUGUUUGGACAAAGAGCGAAAACGAUUAAGAAUACAGUUUCUGUGAAUCUUGAGUUGACUGCUGAGGAAUGGAAAAAGAAAUAUGAAAAAGAGAAGGAGAAAAACAAGACAUUAAAAAAUGUUAUCCAGCAUCUGGAGAUGGAACUGAAUAGGUGGCGGAAUGGAGAGGCAGUACCAGAGGAAGAGCAGAUCAGUGCAAAAGACCAGAAGAACUUGGAACCAUGUGACAAUACACCUAUCAUUGAUAACAUCGUCCCCGUUGUUGCCAGCAUCUCAUCUGAGGAGAAGCGGAAAUAUGAAGAAGAGGUUACUAGUCUCUACAGACAGUUGGAUGAUAAGGAUGAUGAAAUUAACCAGCAGAGUCAAUUGGCUGAGAAACUAAAACAACAGAUGUUGGAUCAAGAUGAACUCUUGGCUUCUACCAGGAGAGAUUAUGAGAAAAUACAAGAGGAACUCACUCGUCUUCAACUUGAAAAUGAAGCUGCAAAAGAAGAAGUUAAAGAAGUUCUCCAGGCUUUGGAGGAACUCGCUGUUAAUUAUGACCAGAAAUCACAAGAAGUGGAGGACAAGAUGAGAGCUAAUGAACAGCUGACAGAUGAACUUGCACUGAAAACAUCUGCUCUGUCAAGUACGCAAAGAGAGCUGGGACAGUUGCAAGAACUUAGUAAUCAUCAGAAAAAGAGAGCUACUGAAAUAUUGAAUUUAUUGCUUAAGGACCUAGGAGAGAUUGGCGGAAUCAUUGGUACUAAUGAUGUGAAAACAUUAGCUGACGUGAAUGGUGUGAUUGAAGAAGAGUUUACCAUGGCACGACUGUACAUCAGCAAGAUGAAGUCUGAAGUGAAAUCUCUGGUGAAUCGCAGCAAACAGCUGGAGAGCGCCCAGAUAGAUUCUAAUAGAAAAAUGAAUGCCAACGAGCGAGAACUUGCUGCCUGUCAGCUCCUCAUCUCUCAGCAUGAAGCAAAGAUCAAGUCUCUUACAGAUUAUAUGCAGAAUAUGGAGCAGAAGCGAAGGCAGUUGGAAGAAUUGCAGGAUUCUCUUAAUGAAGAGCUGGCCAAAUUGCGGGCACAAGAAAAAAUGCAUGAAGUCAGUUUCAAAGAUAAAGAGAAGGAACAUCUGACUUUGUUACAAGAUGCAGAGGAAAUGAAGAAGACCCUGGAGCAACAGAUGGAGAGCCAUAGGGAAGCUCAUCAGAAGCAGCUUUCUCGAUUACGAGAUGAGAUUGAGGAGAAACAGAAAAUUAUCGAUGAUAUCAGAGAUAUGAAUCAGAAGUUGCAGCUGGAACAAGAAAAACUGACUUCAGACUAUGAAAAAUUAAAAAUAGAAGACCAAGAACGGGAAAACAAAUUGGAAAAACUUAUAUUACUUAAUGAUAAGAGGGAACAAGCAAGGGAGGAUCUAAAAGGACUGGAAGAAACUGUGGCUCGAGAACUUCAAACUCUUCACAAUUUACGUAAACUCUUUGUUCAAGACCUCACCACCAGAGUAAAAAAAAGUGUUGAAUUGGACAGUGAUGAUGGAGGUGGAAGUGCUGCCCAGAAGCAGAAAAUCUCCUUCUUGGAAAACAACCUGGAACAACUUACAAAAGUUCACAAACAGUUGGUACGUGACAACGCGGAUCUUCGUUGUGAACUUCCAAAGCUGGAAAAACGACUUCGAGCUACAGCGGAGAGAGUGAAGGCCUUGGAAAGUGCUCUGAAGGAGGCCAAGGAGAAUGCAAUGCGGGAUAGGAAACGGUACCAGCAAGAAGUGGACCGCAUUAAAGAGGCUGUCAGAGCCAAGAACAUGGCAAGACGAGCACAUUCCGCUCAAAUUGCCAAGCCUAUUCGCCCUGGUCAUUAUCCAGCAUCUUCUCCCACAGCCAUUCAUGCCAUUCGUGGAGGUGGUGCAUAUUAUCAAAACAUGAAGUAAAUAACAGACUGACCAGAUGGUUCUUGGCAUGUGGAAGGUUGUCAUCAAUUCACUACUACUUUUUUUACGGAGAACUGGAACUCUAUUUCUGUUCGUUGUACAUGUUCUAUAGCCAUUGGCAAUGCACCGGUUUCAAAUGUUUCAGCUUUGUCCAAUCUCCAUAUGUACAGAAGUGUGUCCAAAACACUUUUCCCUUUCCAAACCUUGUACAGUGUAUCUAACACAUUAUCCUAGGGUAAUAAUACCCUGAGUCUGCUGCUCAAUCCCUGUCAUUGACUGACUGCAUUUUACCCCUCUGUGCCACUCUUGUGGAAGAUUCUGUGCUUGCACUGAUGCUGUUUUGUUCUCUUUUAAGUACUUUGGUGCAUCAGCAAAAAUGUGACAUCCAAGAAGUAGCCAUCAAACAACCAUAGCAACAAACCAGAUGAUUGGAUUCCAUCACUGAGUUUUUUUUUGAUUUUCUGUUUAAUAUGUGCAUCAUUUUAUAUUUUUAGAAAUUGACAGGGUGCAGCUAUAUAGUUUGAAAAUAGCCUCCCCACCCCCACAAUCUGCUUUCAAAAAAAAUUAAAAGUACCUCAAAUAGUGCAUUUUUAUUGCCCUGGUGAAAUGUUGAAUUUGUUUUAAAAGGGUAGAGAGGAAAAGCUAAAUUAUGAGUACAUUUGCUUGGUAGAGAUCAGAUAACAGUAGAGAUAUAGAAGGAUGCAAAAGAACACGGUUAGCAUAGUUUUAGUCUUAAAAUCCAAUGAUCAUGUGGGUACAUCAUAAUAUCAAAGUUUAGGAUUUGAUCUAUAAUGUCCCUUAUGGAUAUUCAGGUGAUUAUACAGAAGCAAUGAUUUUGAUUAAUAUGAAUAUUAAAAGUAAAUUUAGAAUAGUGGGUGAAAGUCUAAUUUCUCCUUGAUUUUCAGAGAUCACAGUAGAAAUCAGAAAUGUGGGGGAAAUUCUGCUCUAAUAAGAUUAAAAACCCUUUUCCAAAGGGUAGACUAGGAAUAGGUAUGCAUGUUUAGAGUGCAGAGCAAAAACAAAAAGGAAGAAUGAUUGAAAUAAUGUUAUCAAAAUCCUGAGCAUUUAUAACAUUAGAUGUUAUAGAUUGACCUUACGGCAGUCUGCCCAAGAAAAUGGUGUAGUACACCCUCAUUGUAUUCUUACUUAAUGACAGACAUGAAGUAUUAAGUUGUAUUUUAAGUGGAAGACAUGGAUAACCAUAGAACAGAUAGAUAAACAAAUGUUACAUCUGCAGCUUAAUGUGUCAGUUAUAUUUAUUUUGCAUAUGUUUUAUAUAUACGUUGAAAACCACGCAUAGGAACAUGUGCUUUUUCAAAAGAAUAUGAGGUUCAAAAUGACUGAAUUUCAAUUUACAUUCAUUCCAUUCUGUCGCUGUGGCUUUCGCUAAAAUUAACAGUAAAUUGGGGGCUGCAAAUUUUUUGGGGGGAGGGAAUACUUUUACCUAAAAAGCUAUUCUGCUUAUAAAGCCUUUAGAAAGAUGGUUAUUAGAUAUUUUAUCAAGAUAUAGGUUAGGCAUUCUCGACUGUAGCAAAGAUUGUUGGAUCUUAUUUAAUUUAUUAAGGAUUGCACUAAUUGUGAGGGAAGGGAGAAACUUUUGUGACGUGUUUAAUGAAAGACCUUAUUUUGCAUCUAUUUUGUUAUUUCUUUUUGUAAAUGUUUGUGUUUUUAAAUAUUGUUACACAUGUAUAUACACUGUCCACCACCUGAAGUGUGAAUUUGCCAUAUUCAGUCCGUUUUCUGGGAUUAAUGAGGCCAUUUUUUUAGUUGUAAAUCAUUGAACACCAAGUCACAUGCACACACAUGAAGUUUACACUCAUAAAGCUCCCACUUACUAAAAAAACCCCGGAAAAAUAUUUGAGGAAAUUUCAGCUACGACAUCCUAAUAGGAUAUAUUCUAAAUAUUCCAACUAGAAUGUGCAUCAUGGAGGAUGUUUCAAGUAAUCUCACUAUAGCUAUUUUCAUAGGCCCGUGAUGCUGAACCUGUGGCACCCCAGUUCAGCUCUGCUGCUCAUGUGCGUGCGCCUCCCACCGGCCAAAUGGUCUUCAGCUCUCUGCCAUGCAUGCGUGGGAGUAGGGGGGGCGUAUGCAGGGGGGGCGCAUGCAUAUUGCAUUUUGGGGGUUCACGUGUGCAUACUUUGGGCACUCGGUCCUGAAAAGGUUAGCCAUCACUGUCAUAGGCAGAUGAGCUCUUAGGAUGCGCAGUUAAUGAGGCUUUAUUUUAAAACAUAUUUUAAAUGAUCCCAUUUUGUGCAUUUAAAUAAUAUUGUUUAAGAUGUUUUGAUACUGUGAAUGCAAGCACUAUGCCUGAUCAAUCCCCACUGAUAGGAAUGAGAACUAGAUACUGUGGUUUGGCAUUAAGCACUUUUGAAAUUAAAAAUUGUGAGAUUAAUGUGAUGCUUAUAUUAGGAUGUAAGGAAAAGUUAGCUUUGAUGCCCCAGAACUGUUAGUUGCUGAUCAGCCAGUCAGUUCUUCUAACUUAAGUCUCUCCUUGACUGAGGCCUCAGAACUAAUUUUUCUGCUUUGGGUCGAAAAUGGCAGACUGUCUUCUGAAAUGAGACACAAAGACACAGUAUAUUGCAAUGCUUAGGGAUGCAUUUUGAAAAUGAGCCACACAUUUUUGUUAUGUUAUUGACUCACUGCUGCUAGAAUUGUUUUGUGUGCUAUUUCUAAGCCAUUCUUUUAAGUUUUUGAUGCUAAUUUUACAGUAUAUUUGUAUUGCUUCCAAAAUGCCAGAGAUUUGAUUUACUCUUUAAAAAGUCCUUUUUCCCUUUGCUUCUUUUAUAGUUACAGUUUGACUGGCAUUCUUUAAAUGAUAGGAAGGUUUUGAGUUUAAUUCUUGAAAACUCAAAAACUAUGUUACGUACUCACAGAAUUUUCUGACUGAAAGUGAAGCUUGUUUCUAAUUUCAAUUAUACUUUCGUUAUAGUCAUCAUUUUUAUUUAUGUACAUCCCUUGGGCUAACUUUUUAAUUUAGCCUUCUGCCACUGAGACAAUGGAAAGAUUCUGAUCACACUUGCUACAUUCUGAAUUAUGUUAAGAAUGGAUUAUUCUGAAUUAAUUAGCCUGACAUAAUAAUGUAAACUGUAUUAAUAUCUAAAAGCUGACUUUUUAAAAUCUGUUCCCAUAGUCAAAGAAUGCAAAAGCUCACACAACAAUGUAUUUUGUUACUUCAUUUAUAAAUGAAAGUACUUCCUUUCUUUAAAAAACAACACAGCCCCAAAGCUUAUCUUUCAUAUAGCAAAUAUGUAUCUUGUUUAUUAGGUUUAUUCCAUAAAAGGACUACUGCAACUUUAGAGGGUUCUCUGGGUCUCUCUACCCUCAUCAUAGAUGGUGUUGAAAAACAGGUUGUGCAGUGUAAACUGUAGCUUACUGGUGGCAAAUUGGCCCCUAAGCCUUCAUAGUCUGAGGCAAGAAUAUGAACAUGUUUUCGAAAUAAUCUGUUCACAGCAGAGUUGUGGGAUGAUGCCUUAUUGGAAAGCAACCUGUUAUGGUUUCCUAUCAUGCCUUUUUGAACCAAGAACACAAAGGAUAAUUGUCUUUUUAGGCACCCAUACAAAACUAUUUCUAAGAUUUGUGUCUUACACCUAAAUAAUUGUGUCUGUCAUUUUUAAAAACUUCUUUUAAUAGUGGACGAUGUGAAGGAAGAAUAGGGAUUGAGGCAUUUUGUAGAAGUAUACAUGUCUAGUUUGUAACGUGUGUAGUGUGUAUUCCAGAUGUGUAUUCUCUGGGACCUAUGUAUCUGUACAAUAGCUUGUUUUAGGGGAAAAUGAAAUGUGGAUCCUUUUUCUGAUGGUUACAAUCUCUGGGGAAAUUUCCACUAUUACAUAAAAGAUGCUGUAAUGAAUUAAGCUCUAUAACAGCAAACCUAAAUCUCCCCUUCCUUCUCUAUAGUUAAGUCUUUGGAUCUUGGU